CUACACAUAUGUAUAGACAGACAUCUAUCUACCCUUAAGGCUCUUCUCUUUUGUUUUUGGGUUUUUGCUCCUGGGUGUUCCGUGUGUGUUUUCUUUUCCUUUUCUGAUUUGUUUAAAGUGAAAAACCAGAGCAGAAUCCAAUGCCCACCACCACUACUAACUACAACACUCUCUACCUAAACUACUCAUAUAUCUAACAAAGAGUCAAAUUUCAACGACCCUUUCUUUCUCCACCUCCACCCGUGUGUCUGCUUUCCUUUUCUCUCUCCCCCCCCCCAAUCGUCAACGCUAUCUAUCUAUAUACGAAGCUUCCUAUCUCCCUUCCUCCCCCUCCCCCGUAUCUUUCUUCUUUCUUCUUUCUUCUUUUCUUUAUAUCCCUAACACCCACCCAGUUUCCUCACUCUCCCACUCUCUCCAGCUUCUUCCCAGCUAAUUGUUCGAUAGAUUCUUGUGAAUGGAGCAUUUUGACCGUGGGGUUUCGAGGCUUUCUAAGAAAAGGAAAGUACAAGAAGACGAGCUUGGCUACUCCAUGGACGAGCUAAACGAAGACCUACUCGAGAAAGUUCUUUCAUGGCUACCCACAUCCACAUUCUUUCGCCUUUCUUCCGUCUGCAAGAGAUGGAAAUCUGUUGCAGCUUCUAAAAGCUUCAAGCUUGCCUGCUCUCACAUCCCUUCAAGAGACCCUUGGUUCUUCAUGGUUGAUCCCCAUCUCAACCAAUCUAUCAUCUUUGAUUCUGCUGAAAAAAAUUGGAAAAAACUCAAUCAUCCCUCCACUCUUCACCACUAUCAAUCCAUGCCUGUUGCAGCAUCUGGUGGACUGGUCUGUUACCGUACCAUUACAGGAAACUUCCUAGUUUCCAAUCCUGUCACACAAGCCUGCAGACAACUCCCUUCCCCUUCCCCAACCCUACAAGACCAACCCCUUCAAGCCAUUGCCAUGAAUAUAACUUCUAACUAUCAUGGCUCCUACAAACUUGUUUUAGUAUCCGGUGAACUCCCAAGACUCUCGUUCAAGGUUUAUGAUUCUAGUGCCAAUUGUUGGGAAGAAGAGGUUUUGUUGAGUAGAAAGGUUAAUGAUUCUCUGGAAUUUGACUCAAAUUCUGAUGAUGCUGUUUACUUUCUUAGUAAGGCUGGAAAUGUAGUUGCCACAAACUUGCAGAGAAGCCCAUCUAAGCAGUACUCUGCUGUAAUUACUGUUAAAGAUGAUGAGGAAACUGUUUACUUUCUGAGCUCAUCUGGGACAAUUGUGGCUUGUAAUGUAACUUGCAGGUACUUCUGUGAGUACCCAAGACUGCUGCCUGCAUUCUCAGAGUACUCUAUUGAUGUGGUGGAGUGUAGAGGAGAGAUGCUAGUUGUUCUACUGUCCGAAUUUUUUGAAAGCUCGAGUGUUCGAGUAUGGAGGUUUGAUGAGAAAAUUAAGUGUUGGCAGCAGAUUGCAGCAAUGCCUCCAGCAAUGUCACAUGAAUUAUUUGGGAAGAAGGUCGAUAUAAACUGUGUUGGGGCCGGUGAUCGAAUAUUUAUGUGCUUAAACUCCGCAGAGCUAUUCAGAUACAUUGUUUGUGAUCUGGUUUCAAAUGAAUGGAUUGAGCUCCCCAAUUGUUUUAUGAAUGGUGAAGCUAUAGAGUUCAUGUCUGCAUUUUCAUUUGAGCCAAGGAUUGAGGCUUCAGUAUGAACAACUUGGGAAUUAUCAAUGUGUACUCUUGAUUUUUUUCUCUGCUUUUAGUUUUUAGUUUUAUUUUGUAAUAUUAUAAUUUUUUUCUAGUCUCUAUCUUUAAAUUGUUUUUGGCAAGGGAUCAAUGGAGGUUGAUCAUGGAAAGUGGCUUCUGCCUGUUUCUCUACUAUAACCAUUUCUUGCUUUCAA
Messenger RNA from Carica papaya (papaya), 1861 nucleotides. RefSeq names its product F-box family protein. NCBI's taxonomy places the organism in Eukaryota, Viridiplantae, Streptophyta, Magnoliopsida, Brassicales, Caricaceae. The record is from RefSeq and is a predicted model, not a curated record. Gene Ontology annotation, molecular function: protein binding.